AUUGACGAAUCAGUCUGCCGGCCAUCUAAACCGCCGUCGCUCGCAAGCGCCGGUUUUUAUUGCGAGUCGCGCGUCGCCAUCGACGCACGCGGCUACAGUCACCGCGACAUGACACUGUGACGUGAUAAUAUGAGUAGAGCCGAAGUGUCGGCGGAAGCCGCCGCGCCCAGCGUGGCGAUCCACGUGGAUCAGUAUGAGGAUCAAGCAGAAGAGAACUCAAAGCUUCUUGACCUGCACGCGCCAACGCCGAUCGUAACGCCCUCUGGACAAAUGCGCAAAGUCAAGAGCUUCACAGAUACACACAGAAUCCGCGAUGUGAGUGCUGCUUCUGGUGCUGCUUCAGCCCGCUGUCUGCGGCCAUAUGACCAAGUGAAUAUUUAUCCUGAAGGCUCUGAUAGUGGCACGCAAUAUGGUGCUCAAUCUGUUCGAUCUCUCGCCUCGAUCGGGAUGGGAUGCACAGACGGACGAAAAAUGGUUAUUAAACGGGUACCAACAUCGCCUACGGAACUGUUCCAUCUAGUACGUCCUCCUACGCCUCCCGAUGAGGAUACGGCUUCACAUGAGAGCUGCGAAGAAGAAGAGGAAGAAGCCGACCACCACCUAAAGCCACGCCGACCGUUUUGGGCCAACAAAAUCCAAUUCGUGCUGGCUUGUGUUGGCUACUCGGUGGGACUGGGAAAUGUUUGGCGAUUUCCUUAUCUGUGUUACAAAAGUGGCGGAGGUGCAUUUCUCAUUCCUUAUUUCAUAAUACUCUUGGUGUGUGGCGUUCCUAUGCUGUUCAUGGAAUUGGCUGUUGGACAAUAUACGGCGCAUGGACCCAUAGGGGCUCUCUCACAAAUAUGCCCCCUAUUCAAAGGUGCUGGGCUUGCAAGCGUUGUGAUAUCCUUUCUAAUGUCUACUUACUAUGCUGUGAUAAUAGCAUGGGCGAUUUACUAUUUCUUCACAUCGUUUAAGUCAGAAGUACCGUGGGCUAGUUGCUCGAACAGAUGGAACACAGCCCAGUGUUGGGUGCCGCAGCACAACUACACGAAACCGAAUGGAUCUCAGACACCUACCGAACAAUUCUUCGAGAAAAAAGUCCUGAAUAUUAGCAAUGGGAUCGAAUUUCCUGGUGGCAUGCGGUGGGAAUUAGCAGCUUGCUUAGUCUGUGCUUGGGUGUUAGUAUACUUCGCCCUCUGGAAGAGCAUUAAAUCAUCCGCCAAAGUUCGUUACAUCACGACAACACUACCAUUUCUACUGAUUAUAGUGUUCCUGGGGAGAUCACUAACACUAGACGGCGCUGACGUCGGAUUACGAUACUUCUUCAAACCCGAUUGGGAAUUAUUAAAACAAUCGAGACCAUGGGUGAAUGCAGCGUCUCAGAUCUUUAACUCCAUCGGAAUAGCCUUCGGCUCAAUGAUAAUGUUUGCUUCAUACAACAGAUUUGACAAUAACUUCCUACACGAUACGCUGGCCGUAUCACUGGUCAAUGCGGUUACUAGCCUUAUAGUAGGAAUUUUCACAUUUGCAACUAUUGGAAAUAUUGCAUUUGAACAGAACACCUCAGUAAAGGACGUAAUUGCAGAUAGUCCAGGUUUACUGUUUGUUGUGUAUCCUCAAGCCAUCGCUAAAAUGCCAGCGCCACAGUUAUGGGCCGUAUUAUUUUUCUUCAUGUUCCUUUGUCUGGGACUUAACAGUCAAUUCGCGAUAGUGGAAGUGGUAGUGACUUCAAUUCAAGAUGGAUUUCCUGAUAUGAUUCGACGGAAACUUGUUUAUCACGAACUUUUGGUGCUGUGUGUUUGCGGAGUGUCUUUAUUGUUCGGAUUACCGCAUAUCAUCCACAGCGGAAUAUACGUGUUCCAGCUAAUGGAUUACUACGCGGCCUCUCUCAGCAUAACAUACCUUGCAUUCUUUGAAGUCGUGGCCAUAGCGUGGUUCUACGGCGUAGGCCGGUUGUCUAGCAAUAUCAAACAGAUGACAGGACGGGUUCCAUCCUUCUACUUCCGGUUUUGCUGGUUGAUAGCAACACCGGCGCUUCUGCUGGCCCUGUGGGUGGCCAGUUUAGUGGACUACACCCCGCCCGGGUAUCGCCAAUAUGCCUACCCUGCUUGGGCACAAGUACUUGGAUGGAUCAUAGCUUCAUUGUCGUUACUGUGCAUUCCUGUAUACGCAGUGGUUACGAUCGUUAGAGCCCCCGGAAAAAGCUUAGGAGAGAAAUUCCGUCAUUCAAUAAGGCCAACUUCAAUGUGCGAAUGUGGCGUAAGCGGGUGUGAUAUUUGCUAUUCUGAAUCAGAGCCUCCAGACGACAAAACGAAUAUAAACUAGUCUUUAUCUUACAUACCGUUGUAGGUACAUCAUUUUAUAACAAGUCAGAGAACUUACAUAACCAGAAUGUAUUUACUGCGACUUGUAAGACCGUGUCGAUCACGAUAAAAUAGUCUGUAAGUAGCUAUGAAUCGAAUAAGUACGACUCCGCAUUACUUCGUGUGAGAAUACAAGUACUUGAAGAUAUCAAGAAUAAACACGACAAAGAUAUAACAAGACGUUCCUCCUCCAUCACAUUAUCAUUAAUUUACAAUGAGGCAGAGACCGCAAUCGACCUUAAACAAUAAUCAUAAAUAGCAGUGUGACAUACAUUUCAACACUCGAAGCUAACGAUUCGCUUUACAGAAAAUACAAUAGUUGGAGAUAACGAGCGCUUCAAGAAAUUCUCGUGGAAUAAUAUUCUACAUUAUGUUGCAAAUUGUAAACAAGCCUCAAGGAAGAAAGCUAACAAGUGUGAUAAUGAAAUAGUCGGACUUAUUUAUUCGAAAUUAAUACACGAAACUAUUGGUUUUCACUUUAAAUCGAAUGCACAAUGAAAUAAAAUACGAACUUAUCUACCUAAGGUAUAAAGCUAUGUAUAAUCUUUAGGACCAAAUCAGUGGAAGUUAUGAAACAAUUUAAAACUCUUAGAAACUUUCGGAUAUAUUUACGGCAAUUAUUCUAAAAACUAUUUUUGUAAAGCGCUACCGCGAUACAUACCUAAUAUCAACUUCCUUCUUGAUAGCUACUUCUGUUAAUCGUAACUUCCUGCUUAUAGUUAUUGUGAAUGAACUGUAUUUGAUGUGUAGUUUUAUGCCAGGUGCAUUUUUUAUACAAUAAACAUGAUUUUUUGGAAGAAAAAUAUCGAAAAUCAUUCCAUUUAUCAGUCUUGUUUUUAAAAUGAAUGUGAGAAGUACAAGAUUAUGGAGACGUCAAUCAAAAUAUGUGUAUGUAUUAGAAAAAAAACCUAGUUCCAAAGGUAAAUUAUUCUAUGAGUUCUAAGCAAUAAAUAUUUCAAUAUAUUUGAUUGGGUCAUUGAAAUAAUCCUAUAAAAAACAUUUUAGAUAUUAUAUAGGUACCUACUCUAUUCAAUCCAUUGCCACUACUUAUUAUGUAGUUACCAAUUUUUUUUCUCAAAAACAUAGAUAUUAAGAAAAAGAUAUGAGCUUCGUAAUGUGAUAACAUGUUACAUUCCAGUAAAUGAAUAUAUUAAGUAAAUUAUUAUUAAGUUAUCUUUGGCUAUGUACAAUUUAAUUAAGGAAGAUUUUAGUAUUAUAAAUUUUAUUGUCAAGAAAAGCAAUAAUAACAAUGAAGGUUGUGCUAAUUAUAUUUAUGCUGCAGCAAUAAACUUAGAUGAAAUUUAAAACUAUACCAUUACAA
This is a messenger RNA of Ostrinia furnacalis (Asian corn borer), 3663 nucleotides long. RefSeq names its product solute carrier family 6 member inebriated (gene ine). Gene Ontology annotation, molecular function: amino acid:sodium symporter activity. The record is from RefSeq and is a predicted model, not a curated record. NCBI's taxonomy places the organism in Eukaryota, Metazoa, Arthropoda, Insecta, Lepidoptera, Crambidae. The transcript has 9 exons. Gene Ontology annotation, cellular component: plasma membrane. The coding region runs from base 130 to 2304 and encodes 724 amino acids. Gene Ontology annotation, biological process: nitrogen compound transport; amino acid import across plasma membrane; sodium ion transmembrane transport.